Messenger RNA from Mya arenaria, 5711 nucleotides. Its product is annotated as trichohyalin-like. The record is from RefSeq and is a predicted model, not a curated record. The transcript is spliced from 21 exons. Gene Ontology annotation, molecular function: microtubule binding. Gene Ontology annotation, cellular component: microtubule; cilium. Gene Ontology annotation, biological process: cilium assembly. Bases 112 to 4530 code for a protein of 1472 amino acids. Lineage: Eukaryota; Metazoa; Mollusca; Bivalvia; Myida; Myidae.
CGGAAACUUGUUUGCGCAUGUCUGAAACAGGUGAAUUCCUGACAACGAUAAACAAGCAUUGAGAACAUAAUGUUUACGUUUUGAAAAUGACAUUCUGUUGUCUUUUACACAAUGAAUUACAGUGUGUUUAGGCUGCAAAACCAAGGAGGAAGACCUUCAAUCUUUUGGGAAAAAGAUGAUUUUGGUUUUCCAACUGUGCCCCGUCUUCUUCCCCCUAUAGAGACCAUUCCGAAGAAAGAUCGAAAGUUUGGAUACAAGCAGCGUAACCAGCGGUUCCAGGUACGCCGAUUUGCUGGUGAUGAUCACCAUGUAGAAACUGAUCUUGUGUCCUUAACCCCAGAUGAACCCCCACCCCCUCCAAAACCUGUUAAAAACUUCAUAAAGAAAAAUAAGGCGAAGGUCUCCACACAAAAACAGGAUGGCACAGUGACCUUGACACAGGAGCAGCUGAACGCAAUCCUGCGCUCAGUUGGGAAAGUUGCUGGGGGCAGUGAAAAUGCUGUCAAAAUAUCUAUAGAUCGGAAGGACAAGACGCACAGUGAGGUUUUGGUUGAGUCACCUCGUCGCCAUGACGAUGAUGAAGAUGAUGAUUACGAUGAUCAUCAGGAACGACGACGGAAGAAGAAGCCUGCAUCCAAACAGGAAGACAACAGCAUUUACAGCUUCCUAGGUGAUCAGUCGAAAAAGAAAAACACUUCCGACAAUGAGAGCAUUGCCAGUGGUUCCAGUGACAGGAGUCUAGAACUGAGAAGGGUUACUAAAUCCCAUGCACGCAGAAAAGAGAAAAAAUCUCGACGAAAAGAUGACGAUUAUGAAGAUGAUGAUAGGCCAGUCCGAGGAAAACAGAGACAUCGUAUAGAUGAUGAUGAUGAGCCAGUACGGGACAGGGGGAAUAAAACACGGUCUAAAAGGGACACUGACUAUAACAUGGAGAAAGAUGAUAAUAAACGUAAGCCAAGAAGGCAUCAGAAAACUCAGGAGGAGCUUGAUGAUGAAAUUCUUAAUUACAAUAAUAGCAGGCCGAGAAUAAGACUCCAGGGUGAAGACAGUGAUAGUGAAAUACCUGAAACAAGGGGUAGAAGGAAUCGUUCAAAACAUCGAGAUUCUGAUGACGAAGGUAUUGAAUUAGAUAGAAAAGAACGGACAAAAAAAAGUGAAAGACACCGAAAAGAUGAGUCUUUCAGAGAGAGAAGAAGAGAUAGAUCUAGGAAGGAGAGUGAAGAGGAUGAGCAGGACACGAGCCUGAACAAGGAUCAUGCUGAUGAUGAGAACCUGCAGCCCUCGCCGCGGGAUAAAAUAGGCCUGCCCAUAGACCUCUCCUGGCGUCAUAUGACCAAGGCAGAGAGGCGUAGGCUUGAGAUGGCCAGGAUGAAAGUUGAUGAGGACGAGGAAAAGAAAGAAGAGGAACGUCUUAAGCAGCUGAAUGCCCGCUAUAACCCUGAAGUGAUUUUAAAACCACAGAGACAUAAAGGACCACGAUCAGAUCCGUCGGCCAAGAUGACACGCACUGAUAUUGGGCGAGUCACUGAUCUAUCUAACUACACAGAUGGGAACCGGCGGGGUCGACAUUCUCGGUCACCAUCUCCUGAGGACACGCCCGAUGUCCCUUCUCGGCAUUCACCAGUAGACACAAGUCCUAAGGCCCAUGCCAAGGCCCCUGUGGGGAUACCCAUGCGUCACAUGACACUUGCAGAGAAGAAACGUCUUGAGUGGGAUCGAGAGAGGGUUGAGUCAAAACAGCUGUCUCACACAGGAGACUAUGACCCUUGGGGUCGUCCAGGAGCUGGAGCCCCACUAAGGACCCGGUCGGGACAUGUGGCCGCUGACUACAAGGGAAGACAGGACAUGAUGCACACGUCCACUAUUGUGGAAGAGGGGGAGGCUUCAGAACAGGGAACCAGACAAGAGGAGAGGGGAAGCAGGCCUAGGGGACGGUCCCCACCUACCCAGAAACACCGUGCCCACUCCCCACCCUCCCAGCAGCUCACACAGCAGGGGUCAUCAGGAGCCAAGGAUGAUGUGCCCCAUGCCAUGAGGAGCUCAUUUGUGCUUGGGCAAGGAGCUCCGAACAAUAAUCACCUGGAAAGCGCCAAGGAAAGAGAGAGAAAAAAGUGGCUGGCUGAACUAGAGCAACAGAUAGAAGAGAAGCGGCUGAAAGAUCUGUCUGGGAAACCCCGCGCCGAUGAGGAGACAUGGGCUGAUAAGCUUGGGCAUUCUCACCGACCCACACACUUCCCCGAUCAGCCCCGUGACCCGGGCGGUGGAGGGGCUGCUGUGAAUGCAAGUGUGGAUGGAGCUAUUGGCUCCCUGCUUCCUCUUGAGUCACACAGGGAUGUACACAGUGCACCUGAUGGGAACCAGGAUGGUCAGUCACACAUUCGGGGCCAGAACGUUCCCCUGGAUCCAACCACAAAGAAGGAAUUGGAGGACAAGAGGAGGAGAUACCUCGAGCACCAGGAUGCAGUAAAAGCUCAGGUUGAGGAGAAGGAACGCCAGCGUCGUCAGGCGAGGGAAGCAAAGUUGCGGGAGGAUAUGGAGGAGGAACGCAAGCUGCAAGACGAGCGUAACCUCCUCAAGACACAGUUUGAGAUGGAGCAGCAGAAGAGUAAACAGAAAGAGCAACAACGGCAGGCCCAGGUGAACCAGCUGAAGGCUGCUAUGGACGAAGCUCAGGCAAGUGCACUUCAGGAGAAAUACCAGCGCAAAAUGCAACACUUGGAGGCUGGGGGGCAUGACACAUCCAAGCUGCGUGAACACCUGGAAGGUGAAAUAACAACCAGGAUUGAACAGUUGAACACACGACGCGAGCGUGACAUCAAGGCUGCUCGCCAGCUCCAUGACCUUCAGUUCUGGGGACUGACCCCUAAUGAGGCAGAUGAGGAUGUUGCCAGGCAACAUGGCUCUGUUAGGGGUCAAGGUCAAGCCAGUAACCACAGGCAACAAGGUCAAGCUGACCACAGCCAAGGGGCGCGGCUCACCCCUCGUGACCGUGGCGACAUAAUGGUAGUAGAACCAUCACAUGUGCCUGGCCUUGACCUUCACACCGGGCGCACUCAAGGUCAGCCUAACUACACUACUAGACGGGAGCCCAGGGACCAAAGGGAUGCCCAUGACCCUGCAACUUCUGUGCGGCAUGAGCCUUACCAGGAAGACCGAGUAUUGACCCCUAGCCGGUUUCGGCAUCCUGCCAAGCCCUGGAGUGACCCUGCAUCCCCACGUAGAGAGUUUGGCACACAAACGGGUAAACUGAAUGACUCUGCUGCCAGCUUGGAUGGCGAUGAUGUCUCACAUCUCCUGAAUUCACACAUUCUCAGUCGUGAUGACUCAGAGGUGAACAUUCAGUACAAGUUUGAGAAAGGCAAGAAGGUUCGUGUGAUCAGUGCACCCAAGGAGUCCCUACAGAGGCGUGGCAGGAAGCCCAAGGAGAGUCGGGAUGCCCGGGACCCUCGUGCUGCCCCCUCCCACAGGGGGUCUGUGAGCCCGCACGAGCACCACCAUGAGGUUGUUAACCAGAAGAUGAAGGAAGAGCAGCUAAAGAAGAAAAAGAUUGAACAGAAACUGCGGCGGGGGCCUGUCAAACAGGGCAGUAGGCCCAUGUGGGGGUAUAAGAACCCCAACCUGAAGAAACCACAGAAACAGUCAGAGAAGGACCCUUUUUAUGAUCAGAAAAAAAAGGAGAGUGAAGCAAGGAGAGUGAAACGAGAACACAAGUUACUUGCCCUUGUUGAAGCUAAUAAAGAUAUUAUACCUGAUUAUUAUGUUCCCCCAACUCAGAGGACAAGGUCAAGGUCUAGAUCUCAGUCUCCUUACUCAGACAUUGAAAUGGCAAGUCCCCGGCAGGCGACAAUUAAGAGAAGGUCAAAGUCCCAUUCCCCAGAUUCCUUCAGACUUCCCUCCAACACAGAUCAACUUCCUGGUCAAUCUGGUGCUCAUGGCAAACAUAGAAGGCGGGAAAGUGUUUCUCCACCCCCACAUGCACAUGGGCAUGCAACACCCCAAGAAUAUGCUGGAGAGGAUAACAGAUCUUAUGACAAUAGAAACAAAUCUCCACCUGUGCCAGCCAUUAGACACAAGGAUUCUAAUCGGACUGCUGCUAAUGCAGGGUACCGAAAAGGGGGUAAGUAUGACGAUGAUGACCCACUUCAGGUACCAGUUCAGAAUGGGGAAUUUGUGCCAUUUACACGCACUGUGGACAUUCUUGACCCAGCAAAAGCAGAAGAGCCCUUGCCACUGUCUCGAGAGGCAACUCGGGUGGCGAACGCUCGCAGGAAAUACUACGAGAGUCUCCAUCCCAACCAGUUUGGAAACAGGCAGUACCCUUUGAAAGAUGAACAUAGACCACUGCCAGGAAAUGAUCCAAAGAACCCUCUGAUGAACCCUGGGCUGGUUCUAGAACACCCAACUUCCCGCCAGGACCAGAUACUGGUACAACUUUCAACACUCAAACAGAGUCUGAUGCAGAGACAGAGGGAAUUGGAGACGUUCUCCCCAACAGACCUGGUGCGAUACAACACGGAUAUUAAAGCUUGACCACAAUUGUGACUGUCAGUGAUAAAUGGCAGGACAGUAGACCAUACCCACUUUGGAUCAUUCUCUUUCCUAGAAUCAAGCUAAAUGUUUGGGUGCUCUUCAUAUGUAGAUGUUCAUAAUCUUGUUCAUGUUCGUCUUGAUUUUUUGACUUGAUAGAUGUAUAGUUUCAGCUGUUCAGUCUUCAUUUGCUAUAAUUGCAUGAUACUUGUAAAAUUCCCCUGCGAGGAAUUCUAGAAUUAUUCUAGAACAGAUUCUAGAAGAUAGUUCUAGAAUAGUAAAUGAACUCUAAAUGGCAGUUCUAGAACUAAAUGUUCAAGAACUUUCUCUAGAAAUAAUUUUUAAAUAAAUAUGCCUGUUGUACUAGGCAAAAGAACCAUACAUUUACAGUGCUCUGUAUUUUUUUCACGCGGAAUCAUUAUGUAUUUGUGAUGUAUUGCUAGAGUUAUAUAUAACUUUUGGCUUGAAUAGCAUUGAAAAUCUUCACUUUCUACGACAUUUAUGUUUUUAGUGACAAAACAAAUUAGUAUUUAUGAUGUAAAUAGAAUAUAUCAUUCAUGGUCAUGCAAAUAGAAAUUUAUCACUCAUUUUUAAACAAAUAUAUUCUUAGUGAAUGGCCGCUCACGUAAUUUCCUCUGCACCUUUACUCUCUUUUGGUCAAAUCAAUAUAUUUUCCAUAUACUACUGAUUAUUAAGGGAAUGAAAUGCUAUUCUUGUAAGUGCCAAAUACAAAAAAAAAUGUGUUUAAAAAUAUUCAACUAAAUGAAUUUGUCAUGAAAUUAUUAUCAAACUUAUGCAUGUUCUACACAAAUUGUUGUUGAUAGUUUGUUUCAUUUUGUAGGAAAGAUGCUAACAUGUAUUUAUUAACUUCUAGCAUGUUUGUGGUAGGCUUUGUAUUUUUUAUCUGUCAUUAUUAUGGUAGUUAAUAUGUCUACUCUGGAGAUUAAUGUAUGCAAAUCUUUGGCCUUGGAAGUAAUUAUCUACAAGUGUUGUCUUUAAAAUUGAGUAGAAAUCUUCAGUAUGGAUAAUACUUAUUAAUCUGGUGUUUUAAAGAAAAAUAGAUAAAUUCUAGUCUUAUAGACUUGGUCAUUGCAAAAUAGUCAUAAAAGCUAUCAAAAUCACACGUCUAGAUAGAUGUUUGUUAUUUAUUAAUAUAUAGAAAAUGAUUAAAAAAUAAAAUUUUA